GGGGGCAUCUUUAGAAAAGUUGUUCAUCAAUCCGUACGCGAAUGCUAUCUAGAAUCAAAGAUCCAUCGAUGUGAUGGAAGUUCACCCAAAUGGGACGAUAAAAGCGAUGAAGAAGGAUCAAUAUCGUCCGGACCACCUGCUGGAAGCAUGGCUUCGCAUGUACCGCCGUUCACUCUCCUGCUUCGUUUGUCAAAAGGUGCUUUUGUGUCCGAAGUUCAAACACCAGAAUGCCCUAUUCAUAAAGGGCAAUUUUACGAUCCCUAUCUUGAUAUUUGCCGUACUGGUGAGGCUAUAAGACCUCCUGUUAAGCGAAACAUUGACAAAUACGACGUCGUCGUUUGGUUUGCUGUGACCGAAGUGGCGUUCCCUUCUCUGAAGGAAGUCGCAUCCUCCCUGGCUCAAACAUUCAACCUCGAGCGCUCUCAAAUGACAACAAUGAAGAUUAUACCGCUUGAAUCGCCUCGUGUGCAGGUUGUACGUUUCACCCUUCAGCUGUCAAACGAACAGACUUUAAACUUGGGGAAACAAACAACGAGCCUGGCCAUUUCGCCUUUCCAAAAUCAAUCGAAAAUUGUGACAAAUGUUCUUCCGCUACGAAGGCUUCUUUUCUUCUCGGGGGAAUUCAACCUGACGCUUUCUAAAAAGAACCACAGUUCCUCGAAUUCCACGUCCUAUGUCUACGCAACAAUCACCGUUUUCAAAACAGCAUCCCGUUCGCUCGCUUGCAUCCGAAAACAAACUUAUUCACCUGGUAGAUAUACUUCAGUCGAGAACGGUAAAUAUUAUUACAUCAACUCAACCGGCAAGACAUUUGCCAAAAACAAAGUGUUUUUCGAAAAUGAAAGUAUUUCGAUUUGCGAACAGGUCGUAUUCUCGAACUGUGUUGGAAUUAGAGUGAAUCUUACUUCGGAGGAAUACGUGAAGUUUGAUAAUUUGAGCAUCUUUUACAACAGAACAAACACCGUGUAUGAUUUUGGAGAAUACGAUAUAGAAAAUGGGCAGAUUUUCAUGUGUGUUCCUCAGGUUUUAAGAAAGUUAAUCUUUUGGACUCCCAAAGAUGGUUUCGUUGUGGAGACGUAUUUGACUAUUAUUUGUCUUUCUUUGUCUUUGGCGGGUUUAUAUUUGGUCAUUCAAACCUACCUCGUGUUUCCAGAGCUCCGAAAUCUCCCCGGUAAAAAUCUUGUGAGCUUAUCAAUUUUGCUAUUCCUGGCGCAAUUGUUUUGGUUGCUUCCCGACCGUUAUUACCCGUCGCUGCUUUGCCACAUCAUCGCGGUCGUUAAGCAUUACCUAUUUCUAGCAACAUUCGUUGCUAUGGCAAUAAUUGCGUGGCACACGCAUACGGUGUUCAUUUGCAAACAUGUCGGAGAGAAGCCGUCCGCGAAAGAAAGCGAUAGAAGAAAAUUUCUCAAAUAUUCGGCGAUCGUUUGGGGUCUUCCCGCCAUUUUUGUGGUCACGUGUGCGGUGCUCGAGAAAGAAGACAUCUACGCAGUUUAUGUUAAUGAAGCGUGGUGUUGGUUUGAUAAUGAACAAGCGCAAACCUAUCUAUUCAUUCUUCCUAUUGGCCUUCUUCAAUUCUUCAACAUCAUUUUCUUCUGCUUAACUGUGUUUCGUAUUUACCGUGUUCGUUCGAAUACAAGGUCCGCGUGUGGGUUAACUCAAAGCCAUAAGACGCUGCUCUGGAUCUACCUCAAGCUGUCGUCUUUGAUGGGCUUUAGUUGGUUGUUUGGUUUCAUAUAUCUGCUCGUCGAGCACCCAGUCUUCUCAUAUUUGUUCGUGAUUUUCGCCUCACUCCAGGGCGUCUACAUCGCCUUUGCAUUCGUGAUGAAGAAAAGAAUUUGGAAGAAAUACAUGAAAUUACUAGGAAGGAAUGUUUACAUUCCUGAUUAUCGAUGUACUCUGGUCGAAAACUUAAAUAACAGCAAAGAGACUAGAGUUUGAACAAUGAUAGAUGUGAGAUAGAAGUUGUAAGAAAGCAGCUUGAUAGGUCGGGGGGGGGGACAUAUUAGGCACUGGAGACGCGGUUACACGCCAGGGGAGUAUUUGAAGCUUAUAACAUAUAUGGCUUAUAACUUGUUCAUGCACAAUGAUGAAUAAUGACAGAAAAAAUAUCUUGUCAUCUUAAUAUUUGUGAAUAGCAGCAACCGAAAAUCUAUCGUACCCCAAAUUCCCUCAUUUUUCCCAAAUACCCCUGAUUUUUACAG
Messenger RNA from Dendronephthya gigantea, 2201 nucleotides. RefSeq lists its product as uncharacterized. NCBI's taxonomy places the organism in Eukaryota, Metazoa, Cnidaria, Anthozoa, Malacalcyonacea, Nephtheidae. Gene Ontology annotation, molecular function: G protein-coupled receptor activity. The record is from RefSeq and is a predicted model, not a curated record. The coding region runs from base 148 to 1938 and encodes 596 amino acids. Gene Ontology annotation, cellular component: membrane. Gene Ontology annotation, biological process: G protein-coupled receptor signaling pathway; cell surface receptor signaling pathway. The transcript has a single exon.